AUGUUCCCGCAGAAGCACACCGCAAUAUCUGAAUACCGUCCAGCAGCGGAGGGGAGGCAAAGGCAGGAGUUGGCUGCGGAGACGGAUGCGAGGAAUCGUGGUCGAGACAGUGGGCAGGCCCUUAUUUCUCGAGGGCUUUCCGGGUACAGCGGAGCGUCGAGGAGACAUAAAAGCGAAGCUCUUGCCAGGCGAAAGAGUACCAAGGGGAGAAGAUCUUCGUCCACCAUCCCCAUAAUUGAUCCUCUUUCUUUCAAGCCUCCCCCAGUCAAAAAGAAGCUGCUCGAUACUGCAUGGGCGAAGUAUGGGAGGCCCCCCCCGCAGAGGAGAGAGCGCAACUUGGUGCGCCUCCCUUCUGCUGACAUGCCGGAGAAUCUGGAUUUGGUGGACAGAACCCUCGACGGUUUGUACAAAGUCAUUGUGGGGAAGCCUCUGCACAGUCCUUUGAGCUCUGACGUCAGAGGAGGCCAUGCAGGGGAGGCAUGGGGGGUCCCCUCUUCUGCUUCGGACCGCAUUAUGGCUGCUGACAACGAAAGGCUGAGGGUUCCCGCCAGUGCAGCAGCACAAAACCGAUACAGCCUCAAACGGACCUCCUCGCAGCUGCAAAGAGAAGUCAUGACGGAGGCAGCUCAGGCGUUUGCAGUCACUGGACGUCCCACAGUCACUCGAAGGGGAAGAGGGGGAGGAGGGAGGCUUCAAUCUUCUCGUGCAAAGGGGCGGGAGGAGCUUUCCGAACAAGUGGAUGACGGCGGACUGCUCCAGAGCAGUGGAGCGGCGCACGCAAAAGGUGGUCAAUGUGUCACGAAGCCGGGAAAAGCGCAAGCAUUGAGCACGCUGGAUAAGGCUGCCAAGGAGAAGCGAGCGCCACGUAUGCCGCCUUUAGAGGGUAAGCCCGAAGGGCUUUCGAUCAGGGCAGAAACGCUGAAGGCGGUGGGAUCGAAGCCGUUGGACCUCUCCAAAGUAACGAACCGCCAUGCGCACGACACAGUGCCCAGGCUUUCUCCCGAAGAGCUUCGCCAGCUGAAUACCACCGCGGAGAAUCUCUCGGAGGUGGAGAGCUGCCACAAGCCCCCUUGCUCUCCGGGAACCCCAAGCGCAGGAUCUCAGAAGUUGACGAGUGCCAGGGGACUGCAAAAGACGAAAAAGGCCUUCUUCGAGACACACCCGAGGGGUCCCUCCGCACCGCCGUCUCCCUCGGCACAUUCCCUUAGCCUCGCCGUUCCUCUGGUGCCUCCAGAGGCCGCUUCGAAAGCUUCCUCUUACAAGGCUACCACCGCUCCCCGUGGUGCGAAGGGGCCCCCUGCCCCCUCCACGGGGGGUUAUUCCCUCAGGGUGGCUGAGGGGCCCUCGGAGGACGACGGAGGCCCCUCCGAGGAGGAUGGAGAGUCUUCUGACGAGGAUGGCAACGCGUGGUGGGCUCCUUUUCUUCCCGUCCCCUUGUUCGGGCCUGGAAAGGAUGAUAAGCGAGCUGAAGAGCGGGGGGUAGUGGAAGACGAAUGUACCCUGGAUGGCCCCUCCGCAGAAGAGCCGGCGGGAUUCCAGCAUCGACAACGCUGUGCAGUCUCGGCAGCAGCAGGGGCCCCCUCAGCAGCCGCAGUAUCCUCAGGAGCCACUUCACCAGCUGCCCGACCUUACUCCCCAGCGGGUUCCUCGCGACACCAGCGAGUCGAAGGCACGCCCAUCGGAGGCGAACCGAACUGCGAACGGAAAAGCAGAAAAGAAAAAGGGGGGGCCCCCGUUCCUCUUGUGCCACUCGCGGAGUACCCAGGGGCCUCUGCAAACUUCGAGGGCCUGUGGAGCCUCUGGCUGCAGCAGGAAGAACUCCUGAGACCAGACUUCCUAACCCCAACCCUUGCGGGAGGCUCUCUUGAGUGGUCGGUGGGCACUCCAACAUACACAGCUAAGCUCCCUCUGUCAACUCACGAGACGCGAAGCGUUGGAGGCAGUUCCAGCGAUUCCGCAGAUCCAGGGGAAGGCCAAAUGGGAGAGCCUCAAGCCUACACAUGUGUACCCAGUGUCGGAUCCUCUGCUGAAUGCGAAUACCUUUGA
Messenger RNA from Cyclospora cayetanensis, 2046 nucleotides. RefSeq lists its product as uncharacterized. The transcript is spliced from 4 exons. The record is from RefSeq and is a predicted model, not a curated record. Bases 1 to 2046 code for a protein of 681 amino acids. NCBI's taxonomy places the organism in Eukaryota, Apicomplexa, Conoidasida, Eucoccidiorida, Eimeriidae.